AUGAGUCAGAGUCUUGCUGUGUGCUAUGUGUGUCAGCAGCCAGCGGCGAGUGCCUGUCCGUGUCUGCAGCGCAGUUACUGUUCGACUAAAUGCCAGCGUGAUGAUUGGUACGCUGGACACGACCUGGAUUGCUCGCAAGAAGAUGAAGACGAGGAUGAGUAUGACUCUGUGGAGGCGUUAGGGCCAGCUGCCACAGACGAAGGUAACGACAGUGCGCCGCAAACACACGCCACCCCCACCCAGGAUGCAUCUGCCUCCGAUGUUCCAGUGGACAGUGCACCUGCCCAGUCCGACAGUACCAGUCCAAUAAUCCGAGGCAGAGGUGCAGCGAUCGAGCCCAUGACGGAGAAUGACCUAGCAUAUUCGCCUGCUGUAGAUGUCGAGAUGGGUGCAAGUACUGCUCGCAAACGAGUGCGAUCGAGUCCUUCCAAUGCGUCUGCGGAUGAGGAUUGUGUGGUGCAUGGGGAUGGGUCACCGCUCCAGCGAGAUAGUAGGGGCCUCCAGUUCAAUUACUACAUGCCAAACGAGGUGAAGAGGGCAAGGGAGUCGUCCGCCUCUCUCAGUGAGUGUAGCACGUCGUGUGGACCUGAUACAGUAUCUGCGCCUAAGGCAGUAGUACCAGAGGUUGUGCAAGGGCAGGACAAAUGGGCAGGUGAUGGUAGUGCGCAUGUGAAAGGUAGCGAACAGCCUAUGGGUACGCCUCGAAGGAAUAGCAAGGACUUAAAGUUUAAUUACUUUAUGCCAAACGAGGUGAAGAGGGCGAGGAAGUCGUCCGCCUCUCUCAGUGAAUAUAACACAUCAUAUGGGCCGGAUACAGUACCUGCGCCUCAGCCGAUAGUACCGGAGAAUGCACAAGGACAGAACAAAUCAAACGGCAGUGGUCUUACGAAUGUGAUAGGUCGCCAGCAGCCUACACCUAUAGCUAGCACUCUGUGGCUGGACACCGUUCUUUCGUAUGUGCUGGCUUAUACCCACCGUUAUACCCACCGGGGUCCACCGCCUGGUACGUAUAGCCGUGUUGCAGCACCACACACCAAGGAUGGGAACUCAUGCACUUCGAAUGAUCUCAUUCACAACGAUAGCAAUAGGCAGAUAGUCACGGAUGGCAGCUAUGUUGACACGCAUGUUUAUGACACCUUCCGUAGCGCUAUGCCGUAUCCGAGCGCCAGUGGAGUGACAGAUACAAAUGCGACGGAUAGCUCUAACACUCACCUCACAACACAGACCGUAACACAUGUGGUGGAAGAGACGGCGCUUGUGAAGGAAGCCACUCUGUCGAGCACCUGUUCCGAUCUAGCCACACAACUGCUGAAUGAGACGAAUGUGUUCCAUCCUGUGGACACACAGGACGGUCCCUUCACAGCCCACAAGCCCAAGCACCUGUCCCUCUCGAACGGACAGGGCCACAGAAAUUGUACCGGCAGUGAGCUGACCCAUACGAAUCUGGAUGGGACCGUUUGUGUCCAGAACACACACGACGGACCGGAGUGCCUAUCGUCGAGAGCGCUUCAGGCGGCCCUCGACCCACACCAGGUGUGCUUUGGGGAAGGCAAGCACUGUGUGGUGGAAGAUGCUGGCGAUGCUGUGGGGAUGAGUCCUGGACUCCCCAUUGAUGCCGCCCGAGAUACAACCACGCCCGUUACACCAACAGCGCAGUCUGCUAUAACCCCAAAGGCCAUUGGGCAAGCAAGCAGCACGGCCGAGACGGACAAUCGAAUUCAUGUACAGGGAAAUAUAGACGCUAACGGCCCAGUACAUGACUUGCACACGCACUCCAAUGUACCUCCGGGACCGCUGCACACACCCGUGUCUACUCGACUGAGCGGAGUGUACCCGAAUGCGAAUGGGUCUGUAGGGCUCCACACAACGGCCGGUACCGCACCAGCCCAGACCAAUGCGAACCCGUGGAUAGGCAGUCUAGGAACACCCACCCACGUGCUUAACAGGCAAGUGCAUGCACACGCAUUUGGUGGUGCUAGGGGAAACACAUCGUCAUUGCACCAGGGCCGAGACGCGCGGCAGUUUCAGUUUACUGCAGCCGCGGGGGCUGGGGCUGGCAGUGCUUUCACGGGUGGAGCUGAGCGCCCGCGUGGACUCCGCCAAGGGACGAUAUACAACGGUGUGGGUGCCAAUACGAGCCAACCAAUGUAUACCCCCAAUGGGGACCAUCACACGAACGCAUUCGCGCACAAUAGCUAUAGCUCGACUACCGCGACAAUGCAGCCAGUGACAAACACAUCACGGAUUGGUCAGGCAUUCCCGUCCGUAGCGAAUCGGGACAACCCGCAUAUACGCGGCUUCCGAGAUAGCACUGGUCGUAUACAUGUGUAUGAUGGCAAUCAGUGUAUAGGUGUAACCGGAUCAGCCGGGGCAUCUGGUGCGCAAACAUUUUUAUAUAACAAUACCGCGAGUAGCCAUAAUCCUGCUAUGAGGGUAAGUGCGGAAUACAUGCGACAGUCGGACUACUCAACUGUAUUCGUACGCCUCAGCCAAGGGAUGCAGGCUACCAACGUAGAGAUGGAGGCUAUCAACCAGGCUAUCAACGCAGCAACAGCAAACAGAGCUGUGAAUAAGACUCAAGGGUCUGGAGAGACAGACGGAUUCAGUAAGAUAACAGGCCAAUGGCAAGCACCAUCCACAGGAGUGAGUGACAUGCACAGGCGAGGUACUACACAGCCCAGUGGGGUUAGUAGGAUUAAUAGUACACAAUCCAAUGGAGUGAAUGUGACUGAUAGUACACAAUCCAAUGGAAUGAAUGUGGGUGAUAGUACACAAUCCAAUGGAGUGAAUGUGACUGAUAGUGCACAAUCCAUUGGGGUGAAUGUUAUUGAUAGCACACAAUCCAAUGGAGUGAAUGUUAUUGAUAGCACACAAUCCAAUGGAGUAAUUAGGAUUAGAGGGCAUCAGCCGGAACGGCCCAACCAACAGAAUAGCCGACGCAUGGAUGUGGAAUCCAUUUUGAAGGUGUUGGACUUGAAUAAAAGACGUCUAAACGUGGACGCACAAGAUCACAACCUACAAAGCACGCUGACGGUAGAUAACGGAUCCAUCCCACCGCACCGUGUGUGUAUAGAUCUGACCGUCUCAAUAGAUGAACCCAAUGCAACCGAUGAGACCAUUUCCCCAGCCCAAGAGUCAAGCGAACCCCUUGGCGUCAACAGUGGUGUUGAGCCGCAAAGUGUGGGAGCACACACCGCUGAGGAGCCUUUAAGCAUGAAAGUACACACCGCUGAAGAGCCUUUAAGCAUGAAAGUACACACCGCUGAAGAGCCUUUAAGCAUGAAAGUACACGCCGCUGAAGAGCCUUUAAGAAUGAAAGUACACACCGCUAAGUAUGAGCGCGAUGCAGAGCCUUCGUCUCCCGCGAGACCGCGCACGCCACACAGUGACGACGCCAAGGCAGAGCAGAAAAGCAGUGCAACGGUGGCUGUUAGUGGCAGUGAGUUAGCUACUACUAUAGGCAGUGGGGUGUUACCCACUGCUAAGGCCAGCGGCGCCUUAGCUGUUGAGCCGGAAGGCACGGCCUGUGUAUACCAUGGCUGUGAAGUGACGAUGGUUGGCAGCCAGGCACGUAGGCAGCACGAGCAGACCGCACACGGCUACAAGCCGUCUGUUGGUCUACCAUACGCGUGUGGGCUGUACAACUGCACCAAACGAUCAACCACGCUUAGAGCCAGAAACAGCCAUGCAAGACACUGCGAACGACGCCACAAGUACUGUUGUAGUUGGGUCGGGUGUGGGUCUCGGUUUGCCUCAGACUACGCGCUGAACGUGCAUUACAGAUCGCACACGGGCGAGAAGCCCUUUGAGUGCAAAUACGCCGGGUGUGGGGAGACCUUUAUGGACGUGACUGCGUGUGGCACACACCAGGCCGACCACUGCCAGUUCAAUCCGACACUCAAAGGAACGGAUCACCGACUACCACUAAAGAAGUCGCAAUCAGUCACUGGUUCGAAGAAGUCAAACCCCACCAGCCUCAGGAGAUGCUCAUCCGCUUGGAAAGAGUGGCAACCACCAGCCACCUACGAAUCAACGCAUGCAGCUGCUACACGCACAGACACGGCGGGCAGCGGGUCAGGCAGCGAGAACUCGAGUGACGCGCCCAUUGGGAGGCCCCACUCGAGAACUCUGGGUAGUAGACAGCCAAGCACACUCUCAAAGGUAAGUAAGAAGAUGUACCUGUGUACUUAUAGUGGCUGUGAUGAACAGUUUGCGCAGGAAGAGCGACAGCAGCGACACACACUCACCCAUAUAUGUGCGUGGAAUGGCUGCUACAAAACGUUUUUGGACCCGAAAGAUUGUAUUGCGCACUUCUGGCUGCACAACUGUUGAAAGCGCGCGAGGCACUUGGUGGUGCAACAUGGUACAAGACGCCUCUCAAUAAAUUUA
This is a messenger RNA of Sphaeroforma arctica JP610, 4389 nucleotides long. RefSeq lists its product as hypothetical. NCBI's taxonomy places the organism in Eukaryota, Ichthyosporea, Ichthyophonida. Gene Ontology annotation, molecular function: DNA-binding transcription factor activity, RNA polymerase II-specific; RNA polymerase II cis-regulatory region sequence-specific DNA binding. The transcript is spliced from 3 exons. Gene Ontology annotation, cellular component: PcG protein complex; transcription regulator complex. The coding region runs from base 1 to 4332 and encodes 1443 amino acids. Gene Ontology annotation, biological process: regulation of transcription by RNA polymerase II. The record is from RefSeq and is a predicted model, not a curated record.